This is a messenger RNA of Oldenlandia corymbosa var. corymbosa, 1781 nucleotides long. The record is from the annotation of a GenBank genome assembly. NCBI's taxonomy places the organism in Eukaryota, Viridiplantae, Streptophyta, Magnoliopsida, Gentianales, Rubiaceae.
UAUAUACACAACUCCUCCGAUACUUCACCUUCUUCAAUUCAUCCAUCCAUUAUACCUUUACCUUCCACUUUUCCUAGCUCUAUACAUCUUUACCAAGCACUUCCUCGGUAAAAUCCGAAACCUUCCGCCCAGUCCUUUCCUCCGUUUGCCGAUCGUCGGCCAUCUCUGCCUCAUAAAGAGGCCAUUUUACAAAGGCUUAGCUGAAAUUAGCAAGCGUUAUGGGCCCGUGGUGAUGCUCGAUUUGGGUUCACGGAGUGUCCUGUUAGUGUCAUCUCCGAGGGCCGCGGAAGAAACCCUAAUAAGAAACGAUAUCAUUUUCUCGAACCGCCCGAGAAUGAUCGCCGGGAAAUACCUGGGCUACGAUUACACGUCCCUCGUUUGGGCGCCGUACGGCGACCACUGGAGAAACCUAAGAAAGAUAGCCUCGGCGGAGGUAUUCUCGUCGCGGAGGCUCGAAAUGAUUCACCAGAUACGCGCCGACGAAGUCAAGCUGAUGCUGAGAAGGAUCUUCGCGGCGGCUUCCCGAGCGAAACAACAAAGCGAAAUGGUGGCCGUGGAGAUGAAGACCUUGUGUUUCGAGCUGACUUUGAACAUUAUGAUGAGGAUGAUUGCCGGAAAAAGGUAUUACGGCGACGAGAAUAACGUGGACGAGGAAGUUGAGGAGGUGAAGAGGUUCAGGGAGAUUGUGGCGGAGACGGUGAGGUACGCCGGGGUGUCGAACACGGCGGAAUUUCUGCCCUUUUUACGGUGGCUGAGAUUGGAUAGGUUGGAUUCGAAACUGAGGGUUCUUCAAGAAAAGAGGGAUAGAUUCAUGCAAGAUUUGAUUGAGGAGUUUAAGAAGAUGGAAAAUGAUGGAAAGAGGGAAAAGAAUAAGACAUUAGUGGAGGCUUUGUUGGACCUGCAAACAAAAGAGCCCGAGUAUUAUACAGAUGAAAGUAUCAAAAGCCUUAUGCUGGUCUUAUUAGCUACAGGAACAGAUACAUCCACAGCUACGAUCGAGUGGGCAUUGUCUCUAUUACUAAACAAUCCAUCAGCCUUGAAGAAAUCAAGAGAAGAAAUCAACAAGGUUGUGGGAAAUGACCGUUUAUUAGAUGAAUCGGAUGCAUUUAAUCUACCGUAUUUACGUUGCAUAGUGAUUGAAACACUGAGAAUGUAUCCAGGAGGCCCUUUAUUACCUCGGAUAUCGUCGCAGGAAUGCGUGAUAAGUGGCUAUCGAGUGCCUAAAGGUACCAUGUUGCUAAUCAAUAUGUGGGCGAUACAAAAUGAUCCCCAGAUUUGGGAUGAUCCAAGAAAAUUUAUGCCUGAAAGAUUUGAAGGAAUUUGUAGUACUAAAGACAUUGGUCUGAAAUGGUUACCUUUUGGUUCUGGAAGAAGGGGUUGUGCUGGUGAAAGUUUGGCCAUGCGUACUAUUACAUUUGCCUUAGGCUUACUCAUCCAAUGCUUCAAUUGGGAGAAAAUUGGACCUGAAAAGAUUGAUAUGGCGGAAGGUCCUGGAUUGUCCAUGCGAAAAGUUCAACCUUUGAUUGCCUAUUGUCAACCACGUCCGCAGAUGAUUCAUCUCCUUUCACAAAUCUAAAUUAUCAUUGUUUGAUGUGGACUCUUAAGUCAAUCUGCGACUGACCGCUUGCUGGUUAAAAAUAUAAGUCUGUAAGACUAACACAAGAAUCCUUACUUCGCCCAAGAAUAUGUGCUUGUCUUGUAAUUAAAAGAUACUUAUGUAAUGGCUCUUAAGAUUGUUCAAGACUUAAUAACGUGUAAUUUUGUUUUGUGAUCAAUAAUGU